Messenger RNA from Beta vulgaris subsp. vulgaris (sugar beet), 795 nucleotides. RefSeq lists its product as uncharacterized. The transcript has a single exon. The record is from RefSeq and is a predicted model, not a curated record. Lineage: Eukaryota; Viridiplantae; Streptophyta; Magnoliopsida; Caryophyllales; Amaranthaceae. The coding region runs from base 1 to 795 and encodes 264 amino acids.
AUGGGCAAUCUAGGGUUCGUGAAUCCCUUCGGGGAGAAUAUCAUGAGAGCCAUCACCCCUCGAAAGGUCAAGGUUCCUCCCACUGACCACUAUGAUGGAACUACAGACCCCAUCGACCAUCUGGCAGCAUUUAAGGCACAAAUGAGUGUGCAGACUAGCAACAAGGCUGCAUGGUGUAAGUUUUUCCUAACCACUUUGAAGGGGUUGGCCUUAACUUGGUUCACGGAGCUACCCUCCGGAAAUAUAUCGAGCUUCACGGCUCUCGAAAUAGCCUUCAAGCAGAAUUUCAUCGCGGGUAGAAGACAUCAGAAGACUAGCAUUCACCUCAUAUCGAUUAGACUGCAGAGAGAUAAGGACUUAGCCAACUAUAUCAAAAGGUUCAAUGAGGAGUCAUUAAAGGUCUCUGAUCUCCAGGACAGCUUCGCGUUCACCGCGCUCAUGUCCGUGUUGUACCCCUCGAGCAGAUUCAAGCUUAAGCACGCAGAAUGUGAAGCGUCAUCAUUUUCAGAAGCUAUGAACCUUGCCCAGAAGUUCAUUCAAGCCUCCGAUAUCUACAAAACGCAUGAGGAGCCCAGCUUCGGAAAGAGGAAGUAUGAGUACACUCCUCGAGCGGAUAACCCAAGGGAUGUCCCUCGAAAAGAGAAAGAGAAAAAGCCCCGGUUGGAGGACAACGGGCAUGACCCUCGGUAUAAUCUGAAACAAAGAGAAAUCUACCUGGACAUCAAAGGAAAGUACCCCUUGCCAAAGCCUAAUCCCAUCUGGACUUUAGUCAACAAGCGGGAUAAGAGGCUCUAG